This is a messenger RNA of Fusarium sp. VM40, 624 nucleotides long. The record is from the annotation of a GenBank genome assembly. NCBI's taxonomy places the organism in Eukaryota, Fungi, Ascomycota, Sordariomycetes, Hypocreales, Nectriaceae.
AUGUCUGGACGUGCUUCGCAUCACAAGAAGGAUCGCCGCGAUCUUCCUGAUCGUCGUCUUCCUCAGACCCCUUCUCGCAACAGCUAUGUCCCGGAAGUGAGCUCUCGCCUUCAGCAGUCGUGGGUUCCGUCUUCGAACACCUCAAACCGCUCUGCUUCCCCUUAUGACAGCUUCGGUAACGAAUACACUCCUAACAGCCAGACUUCUACUAAUUCUCGACCAGGUCAGUCAACCCGCGCUCAGGGUCAUCUGCAUCUUCGCGGUUAUGAAUCUCCCAACUCUUCGCCCGCUGGUCCGUCUCAGCCUCACACCCCCCUACACCUUCGGGGUUCUCAUCCCGGGUUCAACCCUCAGGCCGUGGAGUUCUCUCCCAGUCCUCCUCGGUCAGCCUACGCGCAGCCCGCUUCCUAUGACAAUUCCCCUGAGGCCCAGCGCGCCAACCGACUUAGUCACAUCAACCAGAUGGAGGACUUCCGUGACCGCGAGGAGGCUAUGAACGAUUUCAUUUUCGACCAGGCCACUCCUUGCACCCGUGAGGACUUGGCUCGUGAGAAGGAGGAGUUGGAGUUGCAGAGACGCAAGGAGCAGUUUGAGAAGUACCGAAAGAGUAAGCGCGACGAGUGA